Molecule: messenger RNA, 1148 nt
Organism: Amphibalanus amphitrite
Lineage: Eukaryota; Metazoa; Arthropoda; Thecostraca; Balanomorpha; Balanidae
Exons: 5
Coding region: 45-722 (225 amino acids)
Source: RefSeq, a predicted model, not a curated record
GACGGCGGGCGGUCAGUGCCGGCCCGGACGCCGGAAGGGUAACAAUGUCACAGCUCGAGCGGCCCAGCGAGUUUGCCAAUGAGCCAAACGCUCUCUGGCAAAUGCGCCUAAUCGGACCGCGCUUGUCUCCGCUGGAGGGCUACCGGCUUAUUGCGACCCAAUAUGAUAAGGAUUUCGAUCCGGAGAACUACGCGGCGCCGCGGCUGGUCUGCGAGGCGCUGUGCCGAGUGUUCCCGGAGAACGGAAGGCUGCAGCGCCACGAGCUCAGAGUGAUGGACGUGGCUGCCGGCACUGGCCUGGUCGGCCAGAGGAUACACGAGGAGGGCUUUCGGAACAUCGAUGCACUGGACCCCUGCCGGGAGAUGAUAGUUGAGGCCGAAAAACGGGGCGUCUACCAGAACUUCAUACAUGACACGAUUGGUCUGCAUCAGACGGAGGUCGCCGAAAGCACCUAUGACGCUGUGGUGAUAGCCGGUGGAUUCGUGCAGGGCCACUGUCCACCGGAGGCCCUCGAUGAAAUGAUUCGAAUCUGCAAACCCGGCGGUUACGUCAUCAACUCUAUGCGGUACGAGUACCUGGUGACUGUACCGGAGUACCACCGCCUGGACCGGCACAUGGACGAUCUGGAGGACGCCGGGAAGUGGCGCCGUGUCGACCGAUACGUCACCGACCACUACUUCUUCAGCAAGCAGGGCAUCACCUACAUCUACCAGAAGCUCUAAGACACACAAGCCUUGAUAUUUGAGGCUCAAUAUACGGAGAUCCCUGGAAAGUGUUGGGCUCUAAUGUCUUGUUGGUUGAGAAGAACUUUCUUGCCGUAAAUGCAAUGAGUUACAUAUGCCACUCCGAAUGCGGCUUCGCUAAACUAGCCCGGGGGACGUCAGUCUUGGCGGCGAGGGAGAAUAAUACAGACGGGCAUGGUGGAAAGGUGCGCGCAUGUAACAAUUGGGAUCGAAGUCAAACAAACGAGAGAUAUUUGUUGACAAAGUGCCACUUAAGAGUACAUAUGUUGGGACUUGGGGUCGUGUGAUAGUCCGAGUAAUAUAUGAUUCCCAUCACGACUGACGACGGUGUCGUCGAGAACUUGAGGGGAUGACGAUUGUGAAACUUAAAGCGUAGUGUCAAAAAUAUACGUACGUAUGAAGAAA